Molecule: messenger RNA, 953 nt
Organism: Pimephales promelas (fathead minnow)
Lineage: Eukaryota; Metazoa; Chordata; Actinopteri; Cypriniformes; Leuciscidae
Source: RefSeq, a predicted model, not a curated record
CUGAUCAUACCGUUGUCCACUGCUUGCAGUGCCACAAACCCCAGGAAAACCUUGCUGCUCACCUGGCCAGAGUCUGCAUGAAGAAACGCACGCCCGAGGAGAGAGCGGCCGAGGUUCAGAAAGCCAAGGCUUCGAGCAGAGAGUGGGUUCGGAUGAACAGGACCUGGGACUACAACCAGAUCUGUGCGCUCCUGCCUCAUCACCGCUCUCGCGUCAUCAUGUUUCUUCAGCGUGGUUUUUUUAUCACGAACCAGCCCCGCGAGUCUGACUGUGAUGAAGAUGAUGCUUCUGCUCCUUCAUCUGAUCUUCCUCAAACCCGGUUGGUUCAGAGGGCUCCUGGCAUUAAACACUGCCAGAAGAUCGUGAGAGUGGCGAAGCCGGACGUGCUCAGGAUCCAGAGGGACCUCCAGGCGGGCAGAGAGCUCUCCAACACGGACCAGACGCUCUACCGCUAUUACUGCGAGGCGCUCUUGGUGUUUGUCCACAUGCAGCGUCCCACAGCUGUGGAAGCCUUGACGGAUGCCGAGUGGGUGAACAAGACCAAGCUGGGUGACAGAUUUGUGAUCGGCGUACAGAGGGAGAAAACCUCGAGUAUGCAGAUCGCUCUGAGGAGGAAGCUUGCUUGGAGCUGUACUUCAGACGCAUCAGGCCUGAGAACAUUCAGCCGGAGAAACUCUGCAAUAGUUUCUUUGUUUCGUCAUCCGGCGUGGAGGUUCAAAGUGUCUCUCGGGACAUGAAUCGGCUCCAUAAAUUGUACAAGCUGGCUCCUUUCUCUGCCCAGUGUGUGCGGAGGGCUGUUGAGGAGGCUGCAGAAAAGCUCCCGGCGCAGCAACAGGAGGCGCUCCACCAUUACCUGUCCAUCAGCGCUGGUGCGGUCCGGCCGCAGGAUGUCAUCAACGCAGCUCUGCUGCUGGAAUCAUUAGUCAGCACAUUUCACAGUCCGCAAGCCUUCA